Molecule: messenger RNA, 321 nt
Organism: Malassezia sympodialis ATCC 42132
Lineage: Eukaryota; Fungi; Basidiomycota; Malasseziomycetes; Malasseziales; Malasseziaceae
Source: the annotation of a RefSeq genome assembly
AUGACCGACACCCCGGCGCCCGCGAUGGACGUGGACACGGCGCCCGGCGAGGGUGCGCCGCGCUUCCAGGUGAAGAAGGCAGUGCGCCAUCUGCCGCAACCAGAUCAUGGACCUGUGUACGUCGGCCGCACUGACGCAGGCAUCGAGUGCCAGGCGAACCAGGGAUCGACGACGAUUGACGAGUGCACCGUCGCAUGGGGUGCCUGCAACGUACGUGGCGCCACUCACGCAGCACGCCUUCCACUUCCACUGCAUCUCGCGCUGGCUCAAGACGCGGCCCGUGUGCCCGCUGGACAACCGCGAGUGGGUGCUGCAGAAGUA